Messenger RNA from Racocetra persica, 446 nucleotides. The record is from the annotation of a GenBank genome assembly. Lineage: Eukaryota; Fungi; Glomeromycota; Glomeromycetes; Diversisporales; Gigasporaceae.
UUAAUGACACAAUAAACCUUUUUAUGGUUUCAUCUUCUGCUACUGCUUCUGCGUUUUUAAUUCCUAUUUUAAUUACUAUUAUGAUGGAGGAGAUUAAUGAUACAAUUUGUAGAGCUUAUAUGAUUUUUCUAUGUUUGUUUAUAUUAUCCUUCCAUGUAUUUGCGAUAUUUAAUUUUAUUAGUAGUAGUAUUUUAACACAAAUUCUUGCCGCAUCAUCUUUUGCUGCUGUUAUAGUUGAUAUAUUUAUAUGGUCAAUAAAAAUAGACAAUAAAAAUAUAGAAGCAGUUGCGGAAGAUGAAACCGUUAAAAGUUUUACCAUAUCACUAACUCUAACAAAUAUAAAUAAUAAAGUUGCUAUGGAGGACAUCAUUAAAAAUGUAAACGAACCUAAAAGAAAUAAGCAAGCCACAUUGUCAGAUAAAUCUUCUGACGCAAAUAUUUUCUGA